AUGGCGCUGGUUUUGAACAAAGAAAAAUUUUUAAAUAAAGAAAUAUGCUGUUCCAAGUCUGUUUUCAACCCCUUCUCUCUCGUUCUUUCAGACGCAGCAGUUCUUCAAGGCGCUUUCCUCCAGGCAGAUAAGUCGUGCCACCCCUCGUCCCUGUCCUCCAUACAGAAAGCUGACUGGAGCCAGGUGGGACGUCCAGUCCUGCAGGCCGUCCGAGAAAUCUGUGGGCAGGAGGACACGGGCCUCCAGGCCAACCCGGAGGCUUCGACUUGGAGGAAGAAGAUUGUUUGUACCGUGUGGUUGAAGCUGUUGGGCACCGAGGUCGAGGAGGACGUCGAAGAGGCCUGGAGGGAGAAUCCUUUCUUCUGCCUGACCAACAGCCUCCCGGAGGUCAACACCGUCGUGCUGAUGGAGCUGAUGAAGUCCACGGGCGCGGCGCAGAUUUUUGCCAGCUGCCUCUUAAAGCUACCCGUGCCUCAGAUCUGUGCCGAACUGGACAGGUUGACCGGACACAUGAUGUGCGAUCCCACAGGGGAGGAUGACCUGCGUUUCUUCCUGGAAGUGUGGUGGGAGCUGUGGAAAGGCCAACACGAGCACGACGGGAAAGAAGAAGAAGAAGAAAAAGAAAGCAUGGAGAUGCUGUUUGCCAAGCAGUUUAAUCGCCUCGCCUCCAAACCGUCCGGUUUUCCCGCUCGGGCCUCUAAGAGGUUAAAACUGGACGCGGCGGAUUCGGCGGCGUCGCCGGAAAAUCCCGACGUUCUCCGCCGUCUCCUUUGCGCGCUUCACGCCGCGGCGUCUCGCUUUUCCUCGGCAGACCUCUGCUCCCGGGCCCUCUCCGUUUCCCUCGAUGCGUGUUACACGUCUUUCCUAAUCAACAAGGAAGUUGUAGUUCCGGCCGAAGAGAGGCUGCGCGGCCUGUGCGAACUCAUCGGAGAGGACGACGUGAUAAGCCCCGACCUUAUCCGAAAGCUUCAGAGAGACCUCCGCGCGUCCAGCUCCCCGUCGCGGUUCAAACCCGAGGCCGUAACGCGGGGCCAGGCCCUGGAAACGGUUUCGGAACUUGCGCGGGCCUGGCGGGAUAAAGGCCUCCUGGGGGCCGAAGGCGGCCCGGCGCCGGCCGCCCCGCGGCUUCGGCAGAGCGCCCGGAGGGUCCUGGCGGCUCUGGACGAUGACCGGGAGGGGGACCCCCUCUGGGACCUACUGAAGUCCCUGGCCGCCCCCUCCCCGGAGGUCAGCCCGGAGACCCAGCUGCAGGUGGUCAGCACCGUCAUCGCCCACCGCCUGGACGACCAGGAGGACUUCGCCGCGCUGUUCGCCAGCGAGGCGUCCUGGGCGCAUUUUGACCGGGCCUGGCUGGACUGCCUGGAGAAGAACCCGGCCCCCUUCCGGCGCCGCGGCCCCCUCAUGGGCCUGGCCUCCUCGCUGGUGGACCGGCUGCACACGGAGGGCUGCGACCUCAGCCGCUGCAGGAAGCUGAUGAAGGCCCUGGCCGACAUCUUCUCGGCGCUCCCGUCGGGAGACAUGAACGAAGCGCUGACCGCCAUGCUGAGGCUGUCCAGCCGGGGGUUCUUCGGGGAGCCCGCCCCCGCCGCGGCGGCCGUGGGAUUCGAACAGGAGCUCAACAUGGCCUUCAACUGCAUCAUCCGAGGAGGGGCGGCAUCGGACUCACCGUCGCAGGGCAACCUGAGCACGGCGGUCACUCUAGUGGCCAGAAUGGCCUUCCAGAACCCGGAGGCGACCCUGAGGCACUGCUGCCACUCCGCCGUCUUCAACAAGGGGGGGUUCUCCCUGAUCGCAAAGAUCCUCCAGCAGCUGCCUGGACUCCGGCCCCCCGAGGAUGAGACGGAGGAGGGGGGCAGCCUGCUCUGCAGGUGCCUACGGGACACAGUCGGGGCCAAAUCCCUGUCGGCCGGCGACAGAGACCAGUUCCUCCGCUUCCUGGGUCUGCUGAUGACCCCCCAUCCGAUGAAAGAGGGAGAGGAGGAGCAACAGAGCUGUCUCACGCCUCGGGAGGUGGUGGACACCUUUGUUCUGCCCAAUCUCUCCGACGUCGGUUCCCACAGCUCUGAUCUGGAGCUGAGCCUGCAGCUUCUUCACGCCGCUCUGUCCGUGGACGUCCAGACACCGGCGCUUUCCCCUCACUGGGUGAUGGACUGCUCUCCCUUCCCCCUCCUCUUCGUCCUGGCUCAGCUCUACGACCAGACCCUGAGAUAUUGGCAGCAGAAACCUGACGGCACCAUCCUCCUGCGCUCCAUGGACACCAAGGAGCUCCUGGUUUCGGUUCUGGGCGCGCUGGGGGGGCUGGUGGGCGCGGAGGUGUCGGCGGCCCCCGGCACCUGGUCCAGGCCUCUGUCCUGGCUCUACAGUAAGGCCGAGCCGUUGGACUGGACGGCGCGUUUCCACCUAAAGCCGGUGUGGGGGCAGCACUUCAAGAACGAGGCGCCGGCGUCCCUGCUGACGGUGUGCGAGCUCCCCGAGCAGGAGUGGUCGUGCGUGGAGCUGCCUCAGUACGGCCAGGGCACGGGCCUCCUGGCCUGGAUGGAGUGCUGCGCUCUGUCCGACCCCCUGCAGUCCACCAUGCUGUCCGGCCUCUCGCUGGACCAGCGCAACACGCACCACGUGGGCAUGUUCAGCAAGGGGGCGCUGGUGGCGCUGACCCAGAGCCUGCCCUGGUGCUGCGUGUCCCAGUGGGCCCGGCUCCUGCGGGCCCUCAGGGAGCUGAUCGCCUCCGGCCGCCUGGACGUCCCCUUCUCCCUGGAGUACGUGGACUUCCUGCCCCUGCUGGACCUGCGGGGGUUCUCCUGCGAGCUCCGGCUGUCGGUGCUGCUGCUGCGGGUCUUCCAGCUGCUGUGCGGCUCCAGCUGCUCCCAUUGGCUGUCGGCCGAGGGCUGGGCCCACGCCGGCCGGCUGUACGCCCACGCCGCCCGGGAGCUGGUCGGCUCCGUGAAGGCCAAGCUGCCCCUCCCGGCUCCGGGGUCCAGAAAGCACAACCCCGAUCCCACCGCGGCUCCUAGAAUUCCCAAACCCCCUCUGGAAGAUGCGGGGAACUCACCCGAGAAAUCCCAAGAGUCGCGUUUGGAGGAGAUGGAGGCAGCUCCCGGCCAGGAAGUUCUCUUUGUCCUCAGUCAGCUCUUCUGCCACGUCCAGCACGUCCAGGUGAUGAUGCCGGGAGGCCAAUGCGAGCCCCUCUUCCUGUGCAGCCUGGAGAUCCUCAGCCACUACGAGGCCGUCAUGGCCGCCUUCCCGGACAGCUGCAGCCACCUGGAGAGCGACAACACCCGCCACUUCUUCUCCACCAUCACAGACAACCUGAGCGACCAAAAGAUGAAGGCGGCGCUGCAGCAGAAGAUCGCUCAGCUGGUGUCCUCGGCAGCCUGA
Menidia menidia (Atlantic silverside) is the source of this 3375-nucleotide messenger RNA. The record is from the annotation of a GenBank genome assembly. NCBI's taxonomy places the organism in Eukaryota, Metazoa, Chordata, Actinopteri, Atheriniformes, Atherinopsidae.